UGUGAUGCCUUCUCCUCUACUUGCUUGGCAACCUGCUCCUUAGACAAAACAAUCCACCUGUACUCCAUCAAAGAUUUUUCAGAGCUUCCAUUUUCACCAUUAAAUGGGCAUGGCUAUGCGGUCCACAGCUGCUGCUUCAGCUCCACUGUUGAGCUCUUAGCUUCUUGUUCGACAGACGGGACCACUGUUCUGUGGAGCGUGAACACCGGGGAGAUUGUGUCAGUCCUACAGCAUCCUGGCCGCAGUCCUGUCAGAAUCUGCACUUUUUCACCUGACUCUUCAUGUCUGGUGUCUGGUGCGGCAGAUGGGACUGUAGCACUGUGGGCUGUCCAUUCCAACACUCUUUGCAGCUCGGCUGCUGUUAAAGAAGGUUCAGUGGUUGCUUGUUCAUUCGCUCCUUGUGGUCAGAUGUUUGUAACAGGAUCUACCAAUGGGGAUCUCUGUGCCUGGAGCUGCCAAAUGAAGCAGCUUUGCAUUGUGAAAACAGCCCAUGACCUUGGAGUGACCUGUUGUCACUUCUCUCCCCAGGUGUGCAUGGAAAGAAAUUCAGUGUACUUUCAGAUGGCCUCCUGUGGUCAAGACAACAAUGUCAAAAUCUGGAUGGUCUCACAGCAUGUCCCCUCAGGUUGUAAAUUCCAGCUUGUUCACACGUUGAAUGGGCAGAGUGCUCCUGUGUUGUCCUGUGCUUUUUCAUCUGAUGGACAGCUUCUUAUUUCUGGCUCUGUGGAUAAAUCUGUGGUCAUCUAUGAUGCUAAUAAAGGAAUCAUACUUGACAAACUGACCAACCACGAGAGGUAUGUCACUGCCUGUACAUUUGCCCCAGACAUGCCAUUAAUUGCCACAGGAUCUAUGGACAAGACAGUGACUAUUUGGAGAAUAGAGGAUGGAACUAGUUUUGGUGGUAGAGUGAGUCAACAUAGCAACAAGCGCUCUCCUGUAUCCAAUGCCACAGCAAAAAAGAAAUUUGAUUCCCAGAAUGAAGAAGAAAAAGAAAAAAACUUGGAUGCUGGAUUUUUAAAAGCCCAAUCUAGGCUGUGUGUUAGUGAGUGGUCGUAGGAAGCGGUCUCAGUCUGACUUUGUGAAGAAGGCUUGGACGAGCUAGUGAACAUAUUCAAAGCAAACAACAUAGAUGGUUCUGAAUUGCUGAGUUUGAACAAAGAAAUUGUCACCAACAAUCUUAACAUUGAAUCCUUGGGACUGCGUAACAAAGUGAUUCGGAAAAUUGAGGAGCUGAAGGAGCACCUGGAGUCCGUUUGUACAGGCAUUCCAGGCGAAUUCUUGUGCCCAAUAAACAGGGAGCUUAUGAAAGAUCCUGUUAUUGCUUCAGAUGGAUAUUCGUACGAGAGAGAAGCCAUCGAAAGCUGGAUACACACUAAGAAACACUCAAGUCCCAUAACAAACUUACCACUGAAGUCAGUUUUGUUGACCCCUAACAGAACCUUAAAGAUGGCUAUUAGCAGCUGGAAAAACUGCCAGUAAUGCAGAGCUAAUUGUCCUCAAUCCAAUAAAUCUUCUAGUGCUACAGUGCA
Messenger RNA from Acipenser ruthenus (sterlet), 1529 nucleotides. Its product is annotated as WD repeat, SAM and U-box domain-containing protein 1-like. The record is from RefSeq and is a predicted model, not a curated record. The annotation marks the transcript as partial. Gene Ontology annotation, biological process: protein ubiquitination. Gene Ontology annotation, molecular function: protein binding; ubiquitin-protein transferase activity. The transcript has 11 exons. NCBI's taxonomy places the organism in Eukaryota, Metazoa, Chordata, Actinopteri, Acipenseriformes, Acipenseridae.